Anopheles aquasalis is the source of this 511-nucleotide messenger RNA. Its product is annotated as histone H4. The record is from RefSeq and is a predicted model, not a curated record. Gene Ontology annotation, cellular component: nucleosome. Lineage: Eukaryota; Metazoa; Arthropoda; Insecta; Diptera; Culicidae. Gene Ontology annotation, molecular function: structural constituent of chromatin; protein heterodimerization activity; DNA binding.
GCGUGCGCGUCGUUUGCGAAUUUCUGUGAAUCGUUUGUGGAAGCCUAGCAUCGUUAAAGCAGUAUGACUGGACGCGGAAAGGGAGGCAAAGGAUUGGGAAAGGGGGGAGCCAAGCGUCACCGGAAGGUGUUGCGUGAUAACAUCCAGGGCAUCACCAAACCCGCCAUCCGUCGUCUGGCUCGCCGCGGAGGAGUGAAGCGUAUUUCCGGCCUGAUCUACGAAGAAACCCGCGGUGUCCUGAAGGUGUUCCUCGAGAACGUGAUCCGUGAUGCUGUCACCUACACGGAGCACGCCAAGCGCAAGACCGUCACGGCCAUGGAUGUGGUGUACGCCCUGAAACGCCAGGGCCGCACUCUCUACGGUUUCGGCGGUUAAGCUGGACAAGGACUGGACAAAUGGACUACGGCUUGCCCUCGCGAUAGAAAAAAAACGGCCCUUUUCAGGGCCAACGAAUCCUUCUUCGAGAAGAAUCGCUUCAGAGUUCUCACAAAAUACAUUGUCUAUAGCUUUA